Messenger RNA from Diversispora eburnea, 1194 nucleotides. The record is from the annotation of a GenBank genome assembly. NCBI's taxonomy places the organism in Eukaryota, Fungi, Glomeromycota, Glomeromycetes, Diversisporales, Diversisporaceae.
AUGAAAUUUGGAAAGGCUUUAAAUAACGAAAUAUAUGAAAUUCCUUCUGAAUGGAGACCAUUUCUCAUUCAAUAUAAGCAUUUAAAAAAAUGUAUCCAUAAAAUUGAACAUGAAUUAAAUGAAGUUGGAAUGUCUCGAAAAUCUGUGAAAACAAAGUUUAAAGAUGGUUUUAAACUUGAAUAUUCAUUCAAAGAUGAUAAUAAUCAUGUUCAUACUUGCAUCAAUGUUGAUUUUGGUGAUCAUAAACGGAACUCUCCUAAAGUUCAAUUAUCCACCUUUAUCCAUCUGACCGAAAGUUCGCAUUCUAAAUGUGAAAAUGAUCCCAUAUCUUUAUGUUCAGAUGAUUCUCAAUGCAAUAAUGCAAAAGUUGUUGGUUUUGAUGAUUUUAUGAAGAAUUUACCCCGUCAUGACGAUGAAUCUGUAAUUCGCAUGGAAGAAGUACUUAAAAAUCUCAAAAAAACGCUUUGUGUUGAACGUGAAUUCUUUGACAUUCUUUUGGAAGAAAUAUCCCAACUGAAUCACCUUCAACAAAUAAAUCAAGAACAAUUUAGCAAUGAACUUAAAGAAUUAAGAACUUUGUUAAUUGACGCGACAUCUCCGUUUAAAAAAGAUAUGUAUGUUUGGCGAGAAAUAUUUGAUAAAUAUAUUUUUGCCGAAAUUUUUAUCGGAAAUACUGAAGUUGACAGAAAAGAGAGAGGCUGGGAAGUGGCUCAGAGGAAAUUAAAUAAAUUUAUCGAAGAAUUGAAUAAAUCCCAGUUGGCAAAAAAAUUAAGGGAGCCUUCGUCAAAAAUCAUUUUUGAAGAGUUCUUAAAGCUAAAUCAUAAGCUUGUUACAAUGAAGCGUUUUCAACAAAUGAAUAGAACUGCUAUGUUCAAAAUCUUGAAAAAGCAUGAUAAAAAAUCAUGUUUAAAUGCCAGUUCGAAUUUCCAAAACCUUAUGAAAAAUGACACAUAUCUUAACGAAAAGAUAUUUAAAAGCCUUUGCAAUGAUUUGACAGAGAAUUUAACUUCAAUUAUUCCUCAAACGAAAGAUUAUUUAUGUCCUGUAUGCAUGGCAAUUCAUUGGAAACCAAUUCGACUAUGUUGUGGACAUGUAUUCUGUAUUCAAUGUCUUAUCAAUGCUGGACAUAGAAAGAUAAAAAAUUGUCCUAUAUGCCGAGCUGAAAAUGCAAUUGUAAUUUGGAUUCAUCGUUAA